Pimephales promelas (fathead minnow) is the source of this 1452-nucleotide messenger RNA. RefSeq lists its product as uncharacterized. Gene Ontology annotation, cellular component: plasma membrane. Gene Ontology annotation, molecular function: G protein-coupled receptor activity; cAMP binding. Lineage: Eukaryota; Metazoa; Chordata; Actinopteri; Cypriniformes; Leuciscidae. Gene Ontology annotation, biological process: cell surface receptor signaling pathway; adenylate cyclase-activating G protein-coupled receptor signaling pathway. The record is from RefSeq and is a predicted model, not a curated record.
GCACGCCUUAUGUGUCAAUGGGGAUGUGGUGUUCUCAUCAUGUGCGUUGUCCACAUCAAAACAUUAUUUAAGAAAAAGGAAGAAUAAUUAUGGGAGAUGAGCAUCCAGUUCAGCUUACCAACACUAGCAGCUCCCGUUGUACUUUUUUUAACGCAGCGCCGGAUGACUAUCAAUGUGAUGUGAUUCUUAAAGUGAAAAGAGCCACAGGGACAUUUUCAUUAGUGGCAUGCUUUUUCAUGCUCUUUGUGAUAUGGCUUCUGCGCAGAUAUAACUCUUUGGCUCAGAAAAUGGUAGUCAGUCUGACAGUAGCUGCAUUUUUUGACAGUGUUGCAUAUGUUAUGGGAGAGUCUCAUUCAGAGGGUUCUCUGUGUAAUUUUCAAGCGUGGUGGCUCACAUAUUUUGACUGGGCUGCACUGGUGUGGGUGUGUCUUAUUACUUUCAAUCUCUACCUGAACCUGGUGAGAGAAAUCAGAACUGAACAUUAUGAGACACCGUACCAUGUGGUGGCGUGGGGUAUUCCUCUGCUCAUGUCCACCCUCCCAUUGAUGGCUGGAUACUACGGUCCUGCUGGAGCCUGGUGUUGGAUUACAGAUAAUCAUGUUCGGUGGAGAUUUGGCAUAUGGUACAUCCCUCUGUUUAGCAUGAUUAUCCUCAUGAUCUGCUGUUAUGCUCGAAUCAUCUGUGUGGCCAACGAGAGGAUGCGGUCCUGGUUAGGCACCUUUAAUCCUGAAAGAGAGAGGAGGAAGAUCUCUCUAGCUGAAGAGAUCAGACCGUUGAAGUGGUAUCCCUCUGUCUAUCUGCUUGUCUCUAUCUUCCCCCUCAUAAAUCGACUUCAUAAUGCUGCUUACCCAGAGGACCCUGUGUUUUCUCUGACACUACUGCACGUGCUCAGUGCACCAUUGCAUGGACUUGCAAAUGCUCUUGUCUUCAGUAAGGACACCUGGAGUCAACUGAGUUCAACAGGAAUAAAGAUGGCGAUCCAGUCUCGGCUGUGCGACAGCACAAGGAUUGGAGAGUACCAUGCCACGAAUGUAAGAUACACACAUGACCUUGAUACACACUCCGAUUCUGACGAUGAAGACAACAAUGUCAUCUUUUACAGUCCGAACAUGAUCUUAAAAGACAGGGGACCCUUGGAAAGUGUUUAGAAAAGAAGUGUGUAUGUGUGUGCCUUUUAAAGAGUUGCAUUCAGAUUUUUUUUGUUGCAGCUUUUGUCAACAUUUUAAAACAUGUAUUACGAUUAUUGCAAAGCAGAAAAGAAAAUGGUUGAUAGAACGUAUUCCUUUGCCUUUAAUGAUGGGUAGUAUCAUAGCAUUUGUUUGUACUGUAUUAAUGUGGGAAAGCGUACCACCUGAAAGUAAUAUAUUUGGUUGUAAAUAAUGGAAUUAAAGACUGCCUCUUCUGAAUAUUUCAGAAAUUAUAUACUUUGAGAAAAUUUGAGCUUGUUUACUA